Molecule: messenger RNA, 1085 nt
Organism: Diospyros lotus (date-plum)
Lineage: Eukaryota; Viridiplantae; Streptophyta; Magnoliopsida; Ericales; Ebenaceae
Product: growth-regulating factor 1-like
Exons: 5
Coding region: 65-340 (91 amino acids)
Biological process (GO): developmental process; DNA-templated transcription
Cellular component (GO): nucleus
Source: RefSeq, a predicted model, not a curated record
GGUUCUGCCCCUUGACGAAGAGGAAGAAGACAACGACGACGACGACGAGGGUGUUGGUUUCAGAAUGAUUGAAAAUCUCGAUCGGCAGCUUGCUGCCUUGGAUCCGGAGCCCGGCCGGUGCUGGAGAACCGACGGCGAUAAGUGGGAUCUGAUGGCUGGCCAGAAGUACUUUGAGGGUGACAUGCACCGUGGCCUGAGCGGUUCAAGAAAGCCUGUGGAAAUAUUACUGGGUGGCGGGAAACGCAGCCCAUAUGCAUUGAGAAUAAAGGCAGGACAGGGCAUUGUAGAUAUAUUAAAGUCACAGAGUGGUCCAACAGUGUGCGUUCUGUCGGCAAUUUGACCAGUUUCCGUCCUGGAUAUGCGUCCAGAUGAAUCCUUUGGUGCCUUUAACUUAAGAUACGAGGUCUGGUUCAGAUGUAAAGCUAUGUUUCAAACCCUUGACCCUUCAACUUGGAGGCAAAUGGUGGAUAGUCUCCAGGAGGCUUCAUAUUCAGCCUGAAUCUUACCAUUAGUGCAAGGGGCAUAGCUUUUCUAUUUCUUUUCCUUGCAUGCCUCAAGGUGGCAAAGCACCAUAUGAUAUGAUUUUUUCUACUGCAUAAGAAAGGGAAUGUGUGCUUGGGCAGCAAGGCUGAAGCCUAGAACAUGAUGGAACAGCUAUUAUCCUCAAAGGUGCUCUUUUCAUUCUUGCCUUUCUCAUUGUUUCUUAUGAUUAUAUGGUCAUCACAAGCUUUAGGGUUUUUCAAUCUAGAGAAGUCCCCUGAUACCUGUCAACUGUCAGAAUAAGGCUGAUGUCUUCCAAGUUUUUUGGUUGGCAUGAAUGGGAAAUUUGUAUCUGUAAUACCUUGUUUGGGUAGGAAAGCAUGAACGCUUUUGAAGAGGCCAUGAAUUGUAAUUUGUGUUUGUGCUGCUGCUUUUGAAGAGGUCAUGAAUUUUAAUUUGUGUUUGUGCUGACAUACCAGGGGCUUCAAAUGAGUAAUAACAAUGGUUUUUGUGAUUUGAGAGUUGGGUGUCUAACCUGUCAGUGGUUUUGAAUAGGAAAUUUGUAUCUAUGUUUGAUGUGGGUUGUGGAAGCUAUGAAUGCUUGU